CCCAUAUCUUUCACGCACGUUGCCGCCGCUCGCUUGUCACCUCUGUGUGACCCUCACGACCGCCUACCCGCAACGACCUCGUUCUGUUAUUCUCAUCCCAUAUGACUAGGAUAUCAAGGUGAGCAAAUAUUGGGAAAGUGCAGGACAGUGUGAGGAAACGCCUGUUUUAAUACAAAUAGUGAUGUGUUACAAACAAUAUUCAACUAUUUAUCUGAAGCGUGCCUACUUACUGCUGUUGUUAUGAAAUUUGAGAUGCCUAUUAUUUAGUUGUAUUCACUGAUACUCUCAACAUAGUUGUAUGUUGCAGUUAUGUGGAAAAAUAGAUGGGUACGAGGAAUAAUAUCAUUAGAAUUACAUUUUUUAAUUUGGCUCAUUGAUUAUGGCAUUUAUUUAAGACCAGAUGAUAAAACUGUUUAUAUUAAUUUGCCUACUGAAUAUAAAAAGUUGCCCACAAAACUGUUUGAAGCCAGCAUACAUGGAGUAGUGCCAGUAGAUAAGGCGUUAAAUGAGGACUGCCAAAUAGUAAAUACGGCUACGAGUUCCUGGAAUGCAGGUGCUGUAAAAAAAGCACAAUCAUUAAUUGAAAACGCAGAAAACAUUUAUUUUGUUCCAAUUGCUUUGUUAUCGACCCAGCAUAAUGAAAUUGUACUUGGAGACCUGUAUAUUGAAACCAAAAAUAAACAAUUAUUUAACAUAAUUGAUGAAUUAGAGGUGUGGCCAGUAUUUUUGGACAAAAACAAAGAAGUUUACUUUGAAAAUAUAUCAAAAUACUAUAUCAGGCGAAGACAACAUAGAGCUUGUCUUCUUAAGCCUGAUAUUCCAGAUUUACCAACAAUAACGUCUACAUCCACAUUCCUCGAGUACAACGCCAUCUGUGCUAAUGCUGAGCCUUUUGAAAUAUCUAUCGAGUGCGACUCACCAGAGGAAGAUGGCAGCACUAUUGUGGAAUACGACAAGCACGAACGAGAAAAGUAUAAUUUAACACCAGCUGAAAUUGAAAAGUAUUCUAACAUGUAUAUUACACUUUGCGGCCGCGAGUACAAUGUAUUGAAUAUUCUCUCAAAUAAAAUUAAAGAUUUAAUUAUGUGUGAAAGGUACAAAGAUCAUGAUAGAAUGUCUGUGGGAAGAGGUGUGGGACGGAGACGUUCGUCUUUCUAAUGGUAUAUUAUUACUAUAUAGUAUUAAUAUAUUCCUCAUUAGAUAUUAUACAUCCUUUAAUUAUAAAGGUACAACUUUAUAAUCUACACUAAAUUUGCUCACUAGUUUGAUCAAACAUUUGUGACAUUAUUUUUACAUUUUUUGGCAAGUGUGGUGCUUAUAGCAAAUCGUAAUUCGUAAUUAUUAAAGCAAUGCCAUGAUUCUAUUUCAAUAACAAACUUACAAAUAAGACUGAAGUAAACAAGACUAUGAUAAAACCUAUUGAUGUUUAAAAUAUUUUGUGUGUAUUUUGCUUGCAAAACACUAUUUGUGAUAAGAAAGAAGUUGUUUAUAAUUUAGGCGUUUUUUAUUUAUAGAUGUAUUAUGUUGCUGUUGUAAUCUGUUAGGGUUCUAAUCAAACAACGUUCUAUGGAAGCUAUUUAUCCGUGUUCACGCCAGAUUUACAUAUUUAGCCGAAUUUUAAGAGAGUUAUAUAUUGUUUUUGAUUACUCAGAAAGCUAUGAUAUGACACCAAUAAGGCUAUUUUGGCAAUACUCUAUAGGGCCAAUGAAAGACGGGGAAGUGUUAAGUAUAUAAUACAGUAUUAUACAAUCAUAUUAUGUAAAGAUUAAUAGGAAGACUGAGUUUGCCCACUGAUUGUGAGCAUAACUGUAAUAUGUACUUUAGUAAUAGAAGUAUUAGUAGAUAAUAUCUUAGUGUUGUGGUUCUAUAAAUAUUACGCUACAGAACAGUACGAGUUACUGUAUUCGAUGUUAUAUUAUUUUUACUUAGAAAAAGUUAUUUAUUUUAAGUUUGUUUGAUUUGAGAAGUUCUAUUAGUUUAUUUUUGAUUUUGAAAACAAGACUGCAUUUACUGAUUUCAGAUUUUUUUUUAUAUUACUCUUACCAGUAAAACAUAUUCAGUUAUGCAAAUUUGUAAUAAAUACUUACAAAUAAAUAUGAAAAUUGAUGUUGUAUAUAUAUAUAAGUUGAAGUUUAUCUCGAAAAUAUCUACCUAAUGUUUAUAAAUUAUCUUAUUAAACUAAUUUGACUCUACCUAUGUAGAAAAGAUAUAUUAAUCUAGAUCUGGUCCGAACUUUGAUGUCAUAAAUAAUUUAGAAAAAGACUGUUAAAAACAGGUGUAAUGGAAAGUGAUAGCGUUAUUUAAGGCACGUUUAUAAAUACUCAAAUCUUGCUGUUUUAAUGUUAAGAUUUCUAUCUAUGUAUUACGAUAGGUAUAUGCUUAAACCAAUUUGUAUGAAAUAUCUAAAUGUUAUUUACGUUACCAGUCCAUAUUUCGUGUGUAAAAAUCUUCAGAUUCAAGAUUACUUUCGCUAGACUGUUACAUUCACAGAUGUAAAUAUUAAUGGAUGUCGCAACUGAAAUUACUUUGGGUAUUGGUUUUUAGUCCUAUUGAGUCCAAUUUAUUUUUAUUGAUACGAUACAUAUUAAUUAUGACGCUUGUGUUAUCUGUGGUUAUAACACCUUUUCCUUUAUACCUGUAUCUCAUAAGAGCAUUAUAAGUUCAUUAAUGUUGAAUAAAUUUAUUCGAAAUAUUAUUUACAAAAUAAAAGCCAAUACUAUCAAUAACUUUUAUAUUUAUAUACAAAUAGAAAUUCCAUUAGGUAAAUAAACCUAGUAACUUACAUAUAUCUUAAAUUAGUAUUCUGUACAAUUUGUACGAUUGACAAUAGGCAGUACAGAGAGUGACAGAGAAGAUACAAUGUUAUGCAUAUGGCAAGUUUAUAUUGCUCCAAUAAAUAAAUAUUGUACCGUGUUAUAUUUUAUUACUUAUAUUUAAAUUUGCUAAAUUUGUAGUUCAAGUCUUUCGUUUCGAAUGACAAAUUACUUUUUUUACUUGAAGGUUUGCCGUUCACGACGGAGAGAUUUAAUGAAUAAAAUCAAUUUGUAUUAAAAUAUAAUUAUGUUUGAGCUCUACAAAAUUUUCUGCGUAUGUGAAUACUAUAUUUUAAAUAAAAAAAUUGAUGUGCAUAGAUAAGGAAAAUAAAAUUAAUUGUUAUCGGGUAGGUUUUAUAAUCGGUAUUUUGGUAGAUCGGAAAGCGCAAUCUAUAGGUAGGUACAUCGCGUUUUCUAUGUCGAAUGCUCUAAGAUAUAGUUUCUCAACUUAUUUGGUGCCGUGCCGCGAACCACCACAUAGUAAGAAA
This is a messenger RNA of Achroia grisella, 3301 nucleotides long. RefSeq lists its product as uncharacterized. The transcript is spliced from 6 exons. Bases 310 to 1158 code for a protein of 282 amino acids. The record is from RefSeq and is a predicted model, not a curated record. Lineage: Eukaryota; Metazoa; Arthropoda; Insecta; Lepidoptera; Pyralidae.